This is a messenger RNA of Paramacrobiotus metropolitanus, 2296 nucleotides long. RefSeq names its product serpin B10-like. Lineage: Eukaryota; Metazoa; Tardigrada; Eutardigrada; Parachela; Macrobiotidae. The record is from RefSeq and is a predicted model, not a curated record. Gene Ontology annotation, molecular function: serine-type endopeptidase inhibitor activity. Bases 1 to 1224 code for a protein of 407 amino acids. The transcript has 6 exons.
AUGUCGGAUAUCCACUGUAUGCCGCUGGUGGCGGCGGAAUCGGCCGGGAAACUGCAGGGAACGCCAUCGGUAUUGGGCUGGGGCAAGACCGCAGCCACCGAAAGGCUGAUCGCCUUCGCGAAAUUCAGAUUCGCGAUUCUUAUCGCAACGCAAAAUGGACCCACGAUAUACGAUGUUCACAGAAAGAUUCAUGGGCUGUUAAAUUUGGAUAUUUUGUAUGCUUCAACUCAGAGGCAGGAUUGGACCGAGUCGUGUACCGUCUGGGCGUUGCGAUCAAUCAACCAUAUCAAAGCUCCUGUUGAAAACUACAAAUUAUUCCUAGCCACAGCAGGAUUUAUUGAAGAAGAGCUCCCUCUGAACGCCGAAUACACCGAUACUCUCCGCACUUUAUUCAACACUGUGUGUCAGCCUGUUCACUUCCGCACCGAACCUAGUGAAGCUGUACAGCGCAUCAAUCAGUUUGUGGAGAAUCACACAUCCGGAACAAUUCGCGAUACACUAACUUCGUCAGACAUAAACGCAGAUACCGCAUUCAUACUGAUCAGUUCCGUGUACUUCGAAGCGGAAUGGGAUUGUCGAUUUUUCGAGGAGCACACGGUAAAGAAACCCUUCAACCUGGCCGACGGCAGCCAGGUGAUGGUGGACACCAUGCAUGCGAUGACGCGGUGCCGGUAUUACGAAAGUAAGGAACUGGGAGGAGCACGGUUCCUGCAGUUGUGGUACGGCGAAGAACUGUCCAGCGCGUGUUUCAUUCUCCCGGGAAAGAAUGCCCGCUCGGCCACGUGGACACCCGGUUCAGCGAUGUCGGAUCUGCAGAGAGCCUUGACACCCGCGCUGCUGAAUAAGGCGCUGGAUUCUCUCCAGCCGAUCUCGUACGGAACCAUCCAGUUGCCGAAAUUUCGCAUAGAACACAGCAUCGACAUGGAAAGCACGCUGCAGAAGCUGGGCAUGCGGUCAGCUUUCUCGCGGAGUGCGGAUUUCUCUGGUAUAUCUUCGCGUUCCCUCCGCAUUGACAAGAUUAAACAAAAGGUUUACAUCGAUGUCAAUGAGAGAGGAACGGUCGCGUCUGCGACAACAUUGGUAAGACUCAAAAACUGCAGCCUACCACCCCAGACUAGAGUGGAAUUUGCAGCCGACCGACCCUUUAUGUUCCUGCUGCGGCACGAAAAAACUGGCACCGUCUUGUUUAUCGGGCACGUUAUGGACCCAUCAGCGGAAAGUUAAAAAAUGCGAAUCUCCAUUUUAUUAAACGUCGCCCUCAUUAUUUGAUAUUCCAACAUGUUUCACCAUUCAUUCGUUGCUUAGGGGCACUACUUGUUAAAUGAAAUUUUGCAAUUCUAAAUCUGUGCUAAGGGAGCCCAGAAAUUUCAAUCAUUUCAUACAAUACCGGACUGCAUGGAUCACGCUGCUGGGUUGACUAUACUAUGUAAAUUAAUGGUGUAUCCCGCAGGUCGGCCAAGUUUACCUUUGCCUUUUCUUUGCCUUUGCCUUUUCACUUUGCCUUUCUCAACAUUACCUUUACCUUUGCCUUUGCCGCCGCGAACACCUUACCGUCCUACUUAGCCUUACAAAAAUGCCGUUCAAAAUAACCUUUACCGUUGCCUUUAACCGUUGCAUAACAGAAAGCCGCCAAAUACUUUACCGUUUUCCGGAUUUUUAGCGCUGUUGUAUCUUUACCGUGAAUGUUUACGAAAAUAUUGUUUCAGUAAUACAUGAGGCACCAAAAGAAAACACGGCAACCAUUUUAUAUUGUAUGUGUUAUCAAUUUCUCAUAGCAUUAUAAUAGAAUUAACAAGACGAAUACUAGCUGGCACACAGUCCUGGUUCGAUGGAAAUAACUGUUCGCAACUUGGUAGUCAUACAGAACUGUGACCUGUAGUUCCAUGCUAAAACUACCACAAAUUUUUGUUUUACAGUAUUCAAGUCUGAAACUAAACUAUUUAAUAAGCUGUAUCAAUGCUAAUAAAGUCCAGAAACAAUAAAGUGUUUGACGGCAGUCUGCUAUGCAACGGUUAAGGCCAACGGUAAAGGUUAUUUCAAACGGCUUUUUGGGACGGCUGAUUAGGACGGUAAGGUGUUCGCGGCGGCAAAGGCAAAGGUAAAGGCAAUGUUGAAAAAGGCAAAGGCAAAGAAAAGGCAAAGGUAAACUUGGCCGACCCUAUCCCGCUGGCCUGAAGUCAUUACAUUGUAUGCGAUUUUUCCUCUUACUGUUCCCUAUUAUCCAAAAUAAUGUCACUUACGCUUGUAACUUUCGGAAUAUAACAUUCACUUAACUACAUAACCAUAGUCCAUUAAA